AGAAAUCUGGAGCGGAGCCUUCCUUUCUCGCCUUUUUAAUUUGGUAAGACAUGUAAAGUAUACGCAGGAGCAAACUACAACUCCCAAUCGGCCUUGCGUGCCAAGCAUGCGCACGACCUCCAGCUAGAGAGCGCGGCAAACCUUUGGUAGAUUGACGUCCUUUUAGUCGAACCAGGAGGUCGAUUUUACAGCGGCAAACCAAUCCCGUCCUCACAAGUCCCACCCCUUUAUUCUUAGCCAGCUGCUUCCCUGCGGGAGUGACGGGCCCGGCUGCCUUUGAGGGUUCAGUUUCUUUUGAUAGACAUUCAUUCCGAUGAAUCAGAUCGCUGGGAAGUCGAGAGGGUGUUGAAAAGCAUGCAUUGGGACCAAUAGUUUAUCUGCAAGGCCUGGCGCCGUCCAAUCACUUCUCCUGGCGCCGCCAAUCACCCGGGGCCCCGCCCCCAGCGCGUGACGUAAGUAGGGUGGGUAGCAACAGUUGCCCCGGUGAGGGAAACGGAGGCGCCAUAGCCACGGUAGUCGUGGCGACCAAGCAACCCGGCAACGCGAGUCAACAACAACAACCGCCCGGCAGACCCCCACCCCCACCCCCCCGGCCUGGCCCGGGGACCCCAGCACGUCCAGUCCCCUUCCCAACAUCGACUCCGAGACCUCCGAAAAGCCUUUCCGAGAGAGCAGUGGGGAGAAGCGGAGGAAUAAAAAAAAAAAAAAAAAAAAGCCUUAUUUAUUAUCAUUUUCCCCACCGUUGGCAUGGCAACACAGGCGUAUACUGAGCUACAGGCAGCCCCGCCACCAUCCCAGCCGCCACAGGCCCCGCCACAAGCCCAGCCUCAGCCGCCACCGCCACCACCCCCAGCGGCACCCCAGCCCCCACAGCCGCCCACCGCUGCUGCCACCCCUCAGCCCCAAUAUGUCACCGAGCUGCAGAGCCCCCAGCCCCAGGCACAGCCACCGGGCAGCCAGAAGCAGUACGUGACGGAGCUCCCGGCUGUACCCGCACCCUCACAGCCGACUGGUGCGCCCACCCCGUCGCCUGCACCCCAGCAGUACAUCGUGGUCACUGUCUCUGAAGGUGCCAUGCGGGCCAGCGAGACGGUGUCGGAGGCCAGCCCCGGCUCCACUGCCAGCCAGACCGGUGUUCCUACUCAGGUGGUUCAGCAGGUGCAGGGCACCCAGCAGCGGCUGCUGGUCCAGACGAGUGUGCAGGCCAAGCCAGGCCACGUGUCGCCCCUCCAGCUGACCAACAUCCAAGUGCCCCAGCAGGCUCUUCCCACGCAGCGUCUGGUGGUGCAGAGCGCAGCCCCAGGCAGCAAAGGUGGCCAGGUCUCCCUGACGGUCCACGGUACCCAGCAGGUGCACUCACCCCCAGAGCAGUCGCCGGUGCAGGCCAACAGCUCUUCCAGCAAGACGGCUGGGGCCCCCACGGGCACGGUGCCACAGCAGCUGCAGGUCCACGGCGUCCAGCAGAGUGUCCCCGUCACCCAAGAGAGGUCUGUGGUCCAGGCCACUCCACAAGCUCCCAAAGCCGGCCCGGUGCAGCCGCUGACCGUGCAGGGCCUCCAGCCAGUCCACGUGGCUCAAGAGGUGCAGCAGCUCCAGCAGGUGCCUGUCCCACACGUGUACUCCAGCCAGGUGCAGUAUGUGGAGGGCGGCGAUGCCAGCUAUACGGCCAGUGCCAUCCGUUCCAGCACCUACCCCUACCCCGAGACGCCGCUGUACACGCAGACGGCAAGCACCAGCUACUACGAGGCCGCGGGCACGGCCGCCCAGGUCAGCACCCCUGCCACCUCCCAGGCAGUGGCCAGCAGUGGCUCCAUGCCCAUGUAUGUGUCCGGCAGCCAGGUCGUCGCCAGCUCUACCAGCACUGGGGCUGGGGCCAGCAACAGCAGCGGAGGUGGUGGCAGUGGUGGCGGCGGCGGCAGCGGGGGAGGCGGUGGCGGGGGUGGCAGUGGCAGCACCGGAGGCGGCGGCAGCGGAGCAGGCACCUACGUGAUCCAAGGUGGCUACAUGCUGGGCAGUGCCAGCCAGUCUUACUCCCACACCACCCGUGCCUCGCCAGCCACGGUCCAGUGGCUCCUGGACAACUAUGAGACGGCUGAGGGCGUGAGUCUGCCACGGAGUACCCUCUACUGCCACUACCUGCUGCACUGCCAGGAGCAGAAGCUGGAGCCCGUCAACGCCGCCUCCUUCGGCAAGCUCAUCCGCUCCGUCUUCAUGGGCCUGCGAACCCGCCGUCUGGGCACCAGGGGCAACUCCAAGUACCACUACUACGGCCUGCGCAUCAAGGCCAGCUCACCCCUGUUGCGACUGAUGGAGGACCAGCAGCAUAUGGCCAUGCGGGGCCAGCCCUUCUCGCAGAAGCAGAGGCUCAAGCCCAUCCAGAAGAUGGAAGGCAUGACCAACGGCGUGGCGGUGGGGCAGCAGCCGAGCACGGGGCUGUCGGACAUCAGCGCCCAGGUGCAGCAGUACCAGCAGUUUCUGGAUGCCUCUCGGAGCCUCCCUGACUUCACAGAGCUCGACCUCCAGGGCAAGGUGCUGCCUGAGGGCGUCGGGCCCGGUGACAUCAAAGCCUUCCAGGUCCUGUACCGGGAACACUGUGAGGCCAUUGUCGACGUCAUGGUGAACCUGCAGUUCACCCUGGUGGAGACGCUGUGGAAGACCUUCUGGAGGUACAACCUCAGCCAGCCCAGCGAGGCGCCGCCGCUGGCCGUGCAUGAUGAGGCCGAGAAGCGACUGCCCAAAGCCAUCCUGGUGCUGCUCUCCAAGUUCGAGCCCGUGCUCCAAUGGACCAAGCACUGUGACAACGUGCUGUACCAGGGCCUGGUGGAAAUCCUCAUCCCCGACGUGCUGCGGCCCAUCCCCAGUGCCUUGACCCAAGCGAUCCGGAACUUUGCCAAGAGCUUGGAGAGCUGGCUCACCCACGCCAUGGUCAAUAUCCCCGAGGAGAUGCUGCGGGUGAAGGUGGCCGCGGCCGGCGCCUUCGCGCAGACACUGCGGCGCUACACGUCGCUCAACCACCUGGCGCAGGCGGCGCGCGCUGUGCUGCAGAACACCGCGCAGAUCAACCAGAUGCUGAGCGACCUCAACCGCGUGGACUUCGCCAACGUGCAGGAGCAGGCCUCGUGGGUGUGCCGUUGCGAGGACCGCGUGGUGCAGCGGCUGGAGCAGGACUUCAAGGUGACGUUGCAGCAGCAGAACUCGCUGGAGCAGUGGGCGGCCUGGCUGGACGGCGUGGUGAGCCAGGUGCUCAAGCCCUACCAGGGCAGCGCCGGCUUCCCCAAGGCCGCCAAACUCUUCCUUCUCAAGUGGUCCUUCUACAGCUCCAUGGUGAUCCGGGACCUGACCCUGCGCAGCGCCGCCAGCUUCGGCUCCUUCCACCUCAUCCGGCUGCUCUACGACGAGUACAUGUACUACCUGAUCGAGCACCGCGUAGCCCAGGCCAAGGGCGAGACCCCCAUCGCCGUCAUGGGCGAGUUCGCCAAUCUGGCCACCUCCCUGAACCCCCUGGACCCCGACAAAGACGAGGAGGAGGAAGAGGAGGAGGAGAGCGAGGACGAGCUGCCGCAGGACAUCUCACUGGCGGCUGGCGGCGAGUCACCCGCGCUGGGCCCAGAGACCCUGGAGCCGCCGGCCAAGCUGGCGCGGACUGACGCGCGCGGCCUCUUCGUGCAGGCACUGCCCUCCAGCUAAGCCCUUGGCCUCCCCGCCCCACCCGCCCCCGCCACCCCUUCACGGCAGGGUCCCUCACAGCUUCUGUGGCUUCGUGGUCACCGCUCCAGCCUCAGCCAGGGCAGGGAGGGGGCCUCCGAGACAGGGAAGGCCAGGGCCCUCCUACCCUAUGGGGCCGGUACAAUCAGUGGGCUGGGCGGAGCCGCAGCUGCAAACUCUGACACAAAAGACGUGCCUUAAGGAACCCGCCGCGUGCCCAGGUGCCCCGUGGGGCAUCCAGCUCGGCCCCUUGGCCGCCCCCCUCCCAGGCCGCAGCAUCUUCACCCCAGCCCCGUCCUCCCACCACCCCAGGGGGCAGGCAGGCAGGCCCCCUCCCGUGCGGAACUGUUAACUUAUUCAGCUCGCUGGCUUUGCACAGCCUGUCCUGGGCCCAGCCCUGAGCCCUGGGCCGGCGCAGGUGGGCGUCACCUGGGGACUCCCCACUGUCAGCAGCAGCCCCGGGACCCCCUACCCCCAGCAACCCCACUGCUUCCCCUUCUUGGUAUUAAGUGCAAUUAAAGCCGUGGGUGUCGCAUCUUCUCCGCUGGGCCCUCCCUUGCCCCCAAGCCCGAGAAGGGGGCACUGCCCGGCCCGGCUGUGGGGAGGGCGGCAGGGGGCACGGCCUCCAGCUUCCAAAGAGCAGCGGGCCGCGGGGCCGGGGAGUGCCCACAGACCCCAGCCCCCGCGCCCCCCCUCCGCCGCUGGUUUGUAAUGGAACCUUUUCUGUGCCCCUAUCUUCCCGGAGACUGUGCUUCUCCUCCGUGCCGUGCGACCCCCACCCCAUGACUAUUGUGCGAUUCGUGAGCGCCGCCCGAGCGGAGUUGGUAACUUGUUGGGUUUUUUUCCAACCAUCAUGGCCUUAUCUGUUCCAGUUUUCUCAGUGUUUUCAGCCUGUGAGAUAGAUGUUUAUGGCAAGAAAAAGAAAAAAAAAAUGGAAAUCUGACCUAUUGUAUAAAAAUCACUAUUUUGUGUGCUCCGCGUGCUACAGCUUUUGGGGCGGCCUGCCCAGUCCCCGUGCCCACGGGGCUCCCUCUCCCGGCGGUGAAAGUGUCCACACGUGUGGUAGUCUAGUGUGCCGAGCUGUUUUCUACCUUUUUGUAGUCUUUCUUAAAACAAUAAAUUCCGCUGUGAUAAUUUGCCUA
Messenger RNA from Cercocebus atys (sooty mangabey), 4847 nucleotides. RefSeq names its product regulatory factor X, 1 (influences HLA class II expression) (gene RFX1). Gene Ontology annotation, molecular function: DNA-binding transcription factor activity, RNA polymerase II-specific; RNA polymerase II cis-regulatory region sequence-specific DNA binding. Gene Ontology annotation, biological process: regulation of transcription by RNA polymerase II. Bases 748 to 3687 code for a protein of 979 amino acids. Gene Ontology annotation, cellular component: nucleus. Lineage: Eukaryota; Metazoa; Chordata; Mammalia; Primates; Cercopithecidae. The record is from RefSeq and is a predicted model, not a curated record. The transcript has 21 exons.